Messenger RNA from Trichoderma reesei QM6a, 703 nucleotides. RefSeq lists its product as uncharacterized. The annotation marks the transcript as partial. The transcript has 2 exons. NCBI's taxonomy places the organism in Eukaryota, Fungi, Ascomycota, Sordariomycetes, Hypocreales, Hypocreaceae. The record is from RefSeq and is a predicted model, not a curated record.
GUAUCACUCGCUCAUCAUAUUUUCAACUUCCCGCCAUUCGUUCUCUUUCCUUCUUUUGCUCCCAGAAUAGAUUCGGCUGCUACGUGUGUGUCGCUCCUCCUCUAGCAGGCUCGUUUGGUCUCACCAACGCCACGUGCAUCUACUCUCGAGCCAACCUCAGAUCUUUGCACUCUUUCCUUUCUUUUUUCUCUAUUCUUUUGCUUCGUAUUCAGAGUCGCUUCCAUGCAUGGAGAGUCGAUAUUUUUGGAGGCUGGAGAAUCUUUAAUAUCAUCAAGGGAGCCUGCUGCUGAUUCCAGCUUUCUUUACUGCGUCCACAUCGCCCGCUUGAUGCAGACUGUUGCCGGCUCUUGAGAGCUGCCGGAUUCCUUUCUUUGUCGAUAUGGCUGUCUUCUUCAUUGGGUGGGAGCUGUGGGAGGAGAUGACGUUUGUUCUUGCAUGCUGCAUAGUGUUAGUCUUCGCCUUUGGCCUGGUGCGACUCUGGUGGACAAAUCGAAAAAUCGCGAGGCUCGAGUUGAUAGACGAAGAGCGGCGCGUUCGGCUGGCUGAGAUGCGGUACUGCGGUAUCAACGCACGCGGCAUCACCGAUAUCCCCUUUGGAGUGCGCGCGAUCCAGAGCGGCAUCGAGGUCGAAGGCAUAUGGAUAUCAAGGCCUAACACGCCCGAUGCCAGCCACGUCACGGCCUCCUCGCCCACUCUGAUAGGC